Penicillium longicatenatum is the source of this 3303-nucleotide messenger RNA. Its product is annotated as cation-translocating P-type ATPase. The record is from RefSeq and is a predicted model, not a curated record. Gene Ontology annotation, molecular function: ATP binding; ATP hydrolysis activity; P-type sodium:potassium-exchanging transporter activity. Bases 1 to 3303 code for a protein of 1100 amino acids. Gene Ontology annotation, biological process: potassium ion import across plasma membrane; sodium ion export across plasma membrane; proton transmembrane transport. NCBI's taxonomy places the organism in Eukaryota, Fungi, Ascomycota, Eurotiomycetes, Eurotiales, Aspergillaceae. Gene Ontology annotation, cellular component: membrane. The transcript has a single exon.
AUGGAGCCCAGUUCUCCCCAUGGCAAGCCUGACUUCGACGUCGACGUCGAGGCCGAUGGUGUUACCAUCAAGGAUGAUGAUUAUGAUCCCAUAGAACGAAACACGCGUAUCACUUUCCAUGACUCUGCCACCGAAGCGGAGGGAAUGCGCUCCAUUUACCAGCCCGCCCAGCUUGGGCGUACCAAUUCGCUGGGUCGUGAUACCAUUCGCAGUACUCGGAGUACCUACCAGACAACAGCUGGUGGGAAUAAUGGGAUACCUAUUGAGUUCCGUACACUUUCGAUCCAGAUCUCCGAGUCUCAAACCCGCCCGAAAGAGAUCGUGGCAGAAACCCCCAAGGAGAAGGUACCCAAUCAAGAUUAUUUCGAGAGCUUGGAUUUCCAUAUCAUUCCGCAGGAGAAGGUCUGUCAGGAAUUCAAUGUCGAUCAGCGCUUCGGUUUAAGCACCGAGUCAGCGGCACAACGUCUUCAACGGGAUGGAAAGAAUGUUAUUGCCCAUCAUCGCGAGAACUACCUCAAAAAGAUCUUCUUUUAUGUCUUUGGUGGCUUUUGUUCCGUCCUGUGGGUGGGUGUGAUUAUCUUCUUCCUUUGCUGGCAGCCUCUUAGCAAUCCACCCUCAGCAACCAAUCUUGCCAUGGCUAUUCUCGUUAUCAUCGUUAUCACCCUCCAGGCCAGUUUCUCAGCUUUCCAGGACUGGUCUACGAAGCGAGUUAUGAACUCUAUCUUAAAUCUUCUUCCAUCAGAAGCUCUGGUCUUGCGUGAUGGAAAGCAGCUACGUGUUUCCGCAACUGAUUUGGUUGCUGGAGAUAUUGCACAGAUCACCGUUGGAAACAAAGUUCCUGCCGAUAUGCGUCUGCUGCAGACUUCUGGGGAUAUUCGAUUUGAUCGUGCAAUUCUCACUGGCGAGUCGGACGAGAUUGAUGGUGCUACUGAGUCGACCGAUGCAAACUUCCUUGAAACUCGCAACAUUGCGCUAAUGGGAACACUGGUCACGAACGGAAAUGCCACUGGCAUUGUGCUAUUGACCGGUAGUCGUUCCGUCAUGGGCCGAAUUGCUACCAUGACAGCUGGUGUCAAACAAAAGCCGACGCUGAUUCAAAAAGAGAUCACUCGCUUUGUUACCAUCAUCGUCAGCCUGACCGUCUGCCUCGCGUUGCUCAUCUUGUUCACUUGGCUGGGAUGGCUUCGAAAAGACCAUCCUGGAUACAUGAGCGUGGUAGCUAUGCUCAACAAUGUCAUGGGCUGUGUGGUGGCUUUUAUCCCAGAGGGUGUGCCUGUUGGUGUCGCACUGACGUUGAUGAUGGUCGCUCGACGCAUGAAGCAGACAAACAUCUUGCCCAAAGGAUUGGCGACCGUGGAGACUUUGGGAUGCGUGAAUGUUAUCUGCUCCGACAAAACAGGAACGCUCACACAAAACCGCAUGUUUGUCAAGUCACUUGGCAUGGUGGACUGGGAAUACAAUAUUGAUGAUCUCGUGCCUGGCAUGGAAUCUUCGGAGGCACUUCAAAAUCUCCUCCGUGCAUCGGUUCUCUGCAAUGAUGCUACCUUCGACCCAGAGACCCUGAAAUUGCCAGUUUGGGAGCGUGCCGUCAACGGAAAUGCUACGGAUGCUGCUGUUUUGCGACUUGCCGACAGCGUCGGUGCUGCUACACCAAAGAAUCUUGAGCCAUAUACCCGCGUCCACCAGAUUCCUUUCAACUCAAAAAACAAGUGGAUGCUCACAAUGCAUCAAAACCCGACUUCUUCCAAAGAAUACAUGAUCUACGUCAAGGGUGCGCCUGAUGUCCUCUUGGAUCGCUGUUCCACUUACUGGUCUGCUGUCAACAAUGCUGUUCGUCCUUUAGACACAAAUGCCAGAAAUAAGCUGUCUGAUUUCCAAGCUAAACUCUCUCGUCGUGCCGAGCGUGUGAUCAUCCUCUGCCAGCGCCGCUACAUCCCGACCCAUCCUUUGGGAUCCAAUGGAUUUAGUGACGAGAUUCUCGAAUCGGGUGUCCAGGAUCUGACUGUUCUUGGAAUCUUCGGCAUCAUUGACCCUCCUCGCCCGGAGACGGCUCAGACUGUGGCCGCAUGUCGCCGCGCGGGCAUUCGUUUUUUCAUGGUCACCGGCGACUUUGGACUAACGGCGGCGGCAAUCGCUCGCGACAUCGGUAUUUUCGAGGGUGACGUUGAGCCUGAUACAAUUCAUGAUCUUCGGGAUGGCUUCGCAUCGGACAAAAUGCCGCCUUCAAGACGCAGCUUGCUUCUAGAAGGCAGUAGUCUCUCAUCAUUGAACCAGGAAGAGUGGUCCACAAUUUGUGAUUAUGAGGAAAUUGUCUUUGCCCGUACCAGUCCCGAACAAAAGCUACGAAUUGUGUCAGAGCUCCAGGCAAAAGGCAAUUUUGUCGCUGUCACGGGUGAUGGAGUCAACGACGCGCCUGCUUUGCGUGCUGCAGAUGUUGGAGUUGCCGUCGGUUCCGGUAGUGAUGUUGCCAUUGAAGCGGCCGACCUUGUCCUUCUUGACAAGUUCGAUUCCAUUGUCGAGGCUAUUCGCCUCGGUCGCCUGGUCUUCCAGAACCUUCAAAAGGUCAUCGCCUAUCUACUACCCGCUGGCAGUUGGUCAGAAAUCUGGCCUGUGCUUAUGAACGUUUUCUUCGGAUGUCCCUCCCCUCUGAGCUCCUUCUUGAUGAUUAUUAUUUGUGUUUUCACCGAUCUGUUUCUCUCCUUGUCGCUUAUUAUGGAAAAAGAGGAGUUUGACUUGAUGAGCAUUCCACCCCGGAAGCCUCGCAAAGACCACCUGAUCAACAUGCGCAUUUACGGCCAGUCAUACCUCUUUGUCGGUGUUAUGGAAGCUUUCAGUGCCCAUUCCAUGUUCUUUUUGUACAUGUGGAAAGCCGCGGGCAUUCCAUUCAGUGAUCUUAUUUUCGCAUUCGACACGUACACCGAUGGAUUCCACGGAUACACAAUGGACGAACUAAAUCAUUUCAACUACGUUGGACAAGGUGUCUACUUCGUAACUCUUGUCAUCAUGCAAUGGGGCAAUAUCCUGUCUGUCCGGAGCAAGCGCAUGUCUCUUCUCCAAGCAGACCCCAUCCGCCCUGCGCGUCGCAACCCAUGGCUCCCUCUCGCCAUGGCAAUUUCCCUCGUUAUUGCCAUUUUCGUCACCGAAGUCCCCGGUAUUCAGUCUCUAUUCCUGACAGCUUCUGUCCCCAUCGAGUUCUGGUUCAUUCCACUCGGUCUGGCAAUGGGUGUUCUAUGUAUGGAUGAGCUGCGCAAGGUUCUUGUGCGCAUGUUCCCCAAAGGACCGGUUGCGUGGGCAUCAUGGUAA